Molecule: messenger RNA, 1440 nt
Organism: Chenopodium quinoa (quinoa)
Lineage: Eukaryota; Viridiplantae; Streptophyta; Magnoliopsida; Caryophyllales; Amaranthaceae
Exons: 1
Coding region: 1-1440 (479 amino acids)
Source: RefSeq, a predicted model, not a curated record
AUGAAUGAUCAUGAUGCUUUUAUGUGCACCAAUUUUCCUUGUGAAGAAUGUGAUGGAAUUGAAAAUGAGCAUGUGAAUUACAUUGGUAACCAUAAUUUUGAACCUAGAUUUGAGGUUCAAAGAAAUGUUGGAAAUAGGAAUUAUCACAACCAAGAGAACUAUGAUAUAUAUAAUCAAAGUGGUGGUUGUAGAAAUCAUGUAUUCCAAGAGAUCCGUGGUGGCUAUAACAAUGAUGGUUAUAAUGGUCAAAGUCACGACCGAGGGCAUGGGGAUCAUAACCGAGGUUAUGGUAACCAUAGUCAACAUCAGAUCCAAAAUCAAGCUAAGGGUAAUUGGAAUAAUCAAAGUAGGGGAAAUUUUCAACCUAAUGUUCAAAGAGGUACCCCACUUGGAUCCAUUCCAAAUACUCAAGGCCCAAGUGAUAAUUUCCAUGAUCAACCAUUUUCUUCUAGGAGUUUCUUGGAAGAGGUUUUUGAGAAACAAGCCAAUUUGAUAGAAUCUUACAUGGCCGUGAAUGAUGAGAAGUUUAAUGACAUGUUGAUUCAAAAUAAGGAGCUAGGAAACCGAUUUUCUAAAUUGGCUAGUGACUUUAAGGAAUUUAAGAAUUCUUCUUCUUCUUUGACUUCAUUGAACUUAGAUUCUAAGAACUCUAUUGAUGCAAUUGUCACUAGGAAUGGUAGGGUCCUUGAGAGUGGAGUACCUAAGAACAGUGAUGCUAGAGAGAGUACUAGCAAGAGCCCUAUUGAGAUUGAGGGAGAUGAGGGUCCCAUAAUUGAGAAAAUUGAGGAGGAACAAGUAGAAAGAGUGAAAGAGAAAAAGAAAGAACUUUACAAGCCCAAGCUCCCUUAUCCCCAAAAGUAUAAUAGGCACAAAUUGGAUGAGCAAUUUGGAAAAUUCAUAGAGAUGCUUAAGCAACUUCAUCUUACUCUUUCUUUCACCGAUGUGGUAGAACAAAUUCCAAACUAUGCUAAGUUCCUUAAAGAAAUUUUUAGUGGAAAGAGGACAUGUGAUAUGGCGAAGACGGUUACCCUAACCGAGAAUUGUAGUGCAAUCCUAAUGAAUAAGAUGUCACCUAAGUUUAAGGAUCCCGGAAAUUUCUCUGUCCCUUGUACUAUUAAGAAGAUGCAAUUUGAUAAUGCCUUAUGUGAUUUAGGAGCUAGUGUUAGCCUUAUGCCAUAUUCGGUCUAUGAAAGACUAGAUCUAGGGGAACUUUUACCUUCCAAGAUUACAUUGCAAGUAGCCGAUACGUCGAUCAAGAUCCCAAAAGGUAAGGUAGAAGAUGUUCCCUUGAUGGUGGGGAAAUUUGUCAUUCCGGUAGAUUUUGUUGUAUUGGAUAUGGAUGAAGAUUCUACUAUCCCUAUCAUCUUAGGUAGACCAUUCCUUGCUACAUCGGGGGCUAUGAUUGACGUCAAGAGUGCUAAGAUAACUCUUAAGAUAUGA